UUUGGUAAUCUUCCAAACCUAGAGACAUUGGUACUGCAAGAGAAUCUUUUGAAUGGCACAAUACCAUCAACAAUCUUCAACCUUACAAAACUAAGAAUUAUGUCACUAUUUCGAAACCAACUUUCUGGAACUCUCCCACCAAAUCUUGGCACUAACCUUCCAAAUCUUGCCAUGCUCUUUCUUGGUGAAAACAAACUCACAGGAUCCAUUCCUCAAUCCAUCUCCAAUGCUUCCAUGCUCUCAAGAUUUGAUCUUUCACAAAACCUCUUUUCUGGACCCAUUUCCCCUGCUCUUGGCAACUGUCCAAACCUCCAAUGGCUCAAUUUGAUGAACAACAACUUUUCCACCGAAGAAUCUUCUUCUAAAACAAGCAUCUUCAAUUUUCUAGCCAAUUUAACCACAUUGGUAAGGCUAGAGUUGUCAUAUAACCCUCUAAACAUCUUCUUCCCAAAUUCCAUUGCCAACUUCUCUGCUUCUGUACAAUAUCUUUCAAUGGCAGAUAUAGGAAUCAUGGGUCAUAUUCCUGAAGAUAUUGGCAACUUAAGAACACUGACAGUUCUUAUAUUAGAUGACAAUGGAAUUAAUGGAACUAUUCCACCUUCAAUAGGGAAACUAAAACAACUUCAGGGUUUAUAUCUUCGUAACAAUUACUUAGAAGGAAACAUUCCCAUUGAGUUAUGUCAGCUAGAUAAUUUGUUUGAGUUGUUUUUGGAUAAUAAUAGCCUUUCUGGAGCAUUACCUGCUUGCUUUGAGAAUCUCUCAUAUUUAAAAACUUUAUCUUUAGGCUUUAAUAACUUCAAUUCUACAGUGCCUUCUUCUUUGUUCAAACUUUCUAAUAUCUUGAGCUUGAACCUUUCAUCAAAUCUUCUUACUGGAUCUCUCCCAAUUGAUAUUGGGAAUGUAAAGCUUAUGUUAGAUUUGGAUGUCUCAAAGAAUCAACUUUCUGGUCAAAUCCCAAGUAGCAUUGGAGACCUUACAAAUUUGAUUGGUCUCUCAUUAUCAGGUAAUGAGCUCGAAGGAUCUAUUCCUAAUUCAUUUGGGAACUUGGUUAGUUUGAAAGUUUUGGACUUGUCCAACAAUAAGUUAACAGGUGUAAUUCCAAAGUCUUUGGAGAAGCUCUCUCUUCUUGAGCAUUUUAAUGUUUCAUUUAAUCAAUUAGUAGGAGAAAUUCCAGAUGGGGGUCCUUUUUCUAACCUCUCAGCUCAGUCAUUCAUGUCAAAUCCUGGACUUUGUGCUGAUUCUUCUAAAUUUCAAGUUCAACCUUGCACAAGAAACUCAUCUCAAGGCUCAAAGAAGAAAUCAAAUAAACUGGUAAUAAUCCUUGUACCUACCUUGUUAGGCACAUUCUUAAUUGUACUUGUACUACUUUUCUUGACAUUCAGAGGGAAGAGGAAGAAAGAACAAGCACUGAAGGAUGUCCCAUUACCUCAUCAACCCACUUUGAAAAGAAUCACAUACCAAGAACUUUCGCAAGCAACAGAAGGAUUUAGUGAAAAGAACUUAAUAGGUCGAGGGAACUUCGGUUCAGUUUACAAGGCAACACUCUCAGAUGGAACAAUUGCUGCUGUGAAGGUAUUCAAUUUGCUGAGUGAAAAUGCACAUAAGAGCUUUGAAAUAGAGUGUGAGAUAUUGUGCAAUGUUCGUCAUAGAAACCUUGUAAAAGUUAUAACAAACUGCAGCAAUAUGGAUUUCAAAGCAUUGGUAUUAGAAUUCAUGCCAAAGGGUAGUCUUGAGAUGUGGUUAAAUCAUUACGAGUAUCAUUGCAACUUGAAUACAGUUGAGAGAUUGAAUGUAAUGAUAGAUGUUGCUUUAGCUCUUGAGUAUCUUCAUUACGGAUUUGGAGAACCUAUAGUUCAUUGUGAUCUGAAGCCUAGCAAUAUACUGCUGGAUGAAGAUAUGGUUGCACACUUGACAGAUUUUGGGAUUUCAAAACUCUUGGGUGGAGGAGACUCUAUAACCCAGACUAUGACCCUUGCAACUGUGGGAUACAUGGCCCCAGAGUUGGGAUUGGAUGGGAUUGUCUCAAGAAGAGGUGAUAUCUAUAGCUAUGGUAUUUUGCUUAUGGAAACAUUCACAAGAAAGAAGCCUACAGACCUAACGUUUUGUGGGGGAGAACUGAGCUUAAGGGAAUGGGUGGCCAAAUCAUAUCCCCACUCAAUAACUGAUGUUUUUGAAGAUUCUGCUUUGCUUACAAAGAAUGAUGAAACUUCGAACCAUAGGGCUGAAAUUGAAUGUCUGACAUCUAUUAUAUCAUUGGCCUUGUCUUGCACAGUGGAAUCCCCAGAGAAGAGACCAACUGCCAAACAUGUUCUUGACUCACUCAACAACAUCAAGACAACUUUUAUGAAAUAUGAAAGAUCCUAGGAUUGGAUAUUAAUCCCAAUUUUCAAUAAUGUUGAAUGUAUGGGAACAAGGAAUAGUUUGGAUUUGGAUUGCUUUUGUUUAGAAAGUGCUUUAGUGAGAUGUUUGAAUUGAGGUCUAUUUAUUUGAUUUUAAAA
Messenger RNA from Cucumis melo (muskmelon), 2498 nucleotides. RefSeq names its product receptor kinase-like protein Xa21. Bases 100 to 2364 code for a protein of 754 amino acids. The record is from RefSeq and is a predicted model, not a curated record. Gene Ontology annotation, biological process: protein phosphorylation. The transcript is spliced from 2 exons. Gene Ontology annotation, molecular function: ATP binding; protein kinase activity; protein binding. NCBI's taxonomy places the organism in Eukaryota, Viridiplantae, Streptophyta, Magnoliopsida, Cucurbitales, Cucurbitaceae.